This is a messenger RNA of Gongylonema pulchrum, 946 nucleotides long. Lineage: Eukaryota; Metazoa; Nematoda; Chromadorea; Rhabditida; Gongylonematidae. The record is from the annotation of a GenBank genome assembly.
GUUUGCGACGUCGUCAUCCGCUUGGCCGCAGCAGAACUCAACCCAGAGUUCAGCAUCGCUUGCAUUACAGCCGUCGUCAGUGAUUGAUGGUAGCUCGUUCCUGAAUACGCAACUUCCGAAUUCGCACAGCCCCUACUCACCGAAUACGUCUUUCAAUAAUGAGUAUUCUUUAAUCACAUCGAUAACGUUUAUCCGCCUUGAUCACGUAAAACAAUUAAAUGUGCCGUUUAAAAUCUCCAGUUUGCCGCUGUCCAGCCAGACGCAUAUGGGCUUUCACAUGGCUGGACACAUCCCAUCCACUUCGGCGCAGAAUCCGCACAUUGUCGCCGGUGGUACCAUUGUGACGUAUCAGAACAAUACUCAUAAUCGUGUGCAGCGCGAAUAUGCAACUUCUCCAGUGAGAAAGUUGAGCAUUGAUCUGAUCAAAACCUAUAAAGGCAUCAACGAGAGCUAUUAUGCGCGAAAGGCAAAAAGGCGGCAUGAGCAAGAGCAUCAUACGCAGCCCGGACUUCAUCCGGCAACACUGUCCGAACAUCAGCAUGCUGCGCCACCGCCCAAACAAGCCGUCUCAUUAAAUCAACAGGUAAUGCACUUUUUUCUCCAGUCUGCUUUGAAACAGACGUGGUCAAUGCAAAACUUACUUGAACAAGGCCAUGCGCAGCAAGUGCAGCAGCAGCAGCAGCAGCACACAAUGUUUUCGCAUGCAGCUGCUGUUCCUUCGUUAUUGCGACAGUUACAUGUGCAGAUUGCGGAAAAUCCGCAAAACGGCUUGAACAACAACGGGUAUGACGAUGAAAACCAUGACUAUAUUAUACACCCGGGUGAAAUCUUUUAUAACAGGUAUGUUUCCUUUCCUGUGGAACUGUUUGUUUUCUUUGAUCACAUGGGCAAAACAAUCGCACAUUUUUGGCAUCUGCUCAUCCUGAUUUUGUGCGGAGAGCAAUAA